GUCAGCUGAAAUGCAACUCCUACUGGCUGGAAGAUGUUCUUGACCGUAGAGGAGAGGAAUCUCUCUAUAUAAAAGGAUAGUGGGCAGGGGUCUGCGAAGAGAGGGGUUGUGAGGGAGGAAAGGGCCCCUUCAGGAGAAGGAGGCUGCCGUUGUGUGAAUUAGAUGAGGAAACAAGAUGAACAAGAUCUGUUAACUCAGGAAGGGAUAGAGAGAAAAAGAAAAAAAGAAGGGAGAGUUAUUAAGAUAGAGGUGAAGAGCGAGUGGAGGGGAGAGAAAGAGAGAAAAGGAAGGGAGGUGAAGAGAGAAAGAAGGAAGGGCGAGGGACAGGCCGGAGCCUGUCAGUGACCUGAGGGGAACAAACGGGUCCAGGGCCCAGUCAACCACUGCUGCUGUUUGGGGCUACCAAGGAUGUUGGCGGAGGGAGGGAGGCAGGAAAGGGACAGGGCUUGAGGGGAAUGAGCGGAUGUUGCAGUGGCGGCAGCGAGGAAGAGCCCAGUCAACUGCUGCUGCUGCUGCUGCUUCUGUGGGAGGGGUUGCUACCCUGUGCCAAUAUACUACCAGCACUUCCUGGCCAUGGUCUUUGCCAUCAAUGAGCUCAGAAAGGAUCCAGUGCUUCUACUCAACAUCACCCUGGGCUUCAGUAUCUAUGAUGACAACCAGAAUGCAAGAAGGACCCACCAAGCUAUCCUUUCUCUGCUCUCCACACAGGGACAAAUGAUUCCUAACUAUCGAUGCAGCAGGGAAGACAAGCUCCUCUCUGUUAUUGGAGGUCUUGAUUCCAAGAUUUCAGGGCAGAUGGCACCCAUCCUUGGCAUCCACAAAAUUCCACAGGCCGCAGUCCACAUUGCACUGAAGAACAGGUGCACCUUGGCGAGACCCUUUAGAUGCCAAGAAGAUUAUUACAGGCAAGGAGACCUCAUUGUUGGGGGGAAUUUGCCCUUCCGCAAAUACAUCUACUACAGAUCUAGAUUUGCUGAGUCUCCUCGUGAAUGGCCUUCCUUCUACGAUAGGUAACUCUCCUUGUAGCCCUGUGCCCCAUUACUAUCAGCAUGUCCUGGCCUUGGUGUUUGCCAUCAAUGAACUCAACAAGGAUCUGGUGCUCCUACCCAACAUCACGCUGGGCUUCCGUAUCUAUGAUGACAAUCAGAACACACAAAGGACCCAACAGGCCAUCCUGUCUCUGCUCUCCACAAGAGCUCCAAUGGUUCCUAACUAUAACUGUGACAGGAAGACCAGGCUGCUGUCUGUCAUAGGGGGUCUCGACUCCAGAAUCUCAAGGCUGAUGGCCUCCACCUUGGGCAUCCUGAAGGUCCCACAGAUUCUUGACUCUUUGAGGAACAUCCGCUUUAACACGUGUGCUGGAAUGGAAGUAUCUUUUAAUGGAAAUGGCAAAAGAUCAGCUACCUAUGAUAUCAAGAAUCUCAUCUUCUUCCCCAAUCUGUCUUCCAUGAAUGUGAAAAUUGGAAAAAUGGAUAUGGGGGCUCCUCCCGGCCAGGAUUUCAUCAUCAACCUAGAUGCAAUUGUGUGGCCUACCCAGAGAAUCCCUUUGGCAAGGUGUGUGGAGAGCUGCUCCCCAGGUCACAGCAGAAAGGUCUCAGAGGGGAAGCAAGGUUGCUGCUAUGAAUGUGUCCGUUGUCCAGAAGGGACCUUUUCCAACCAGACAGAUGCAGUUCACUGUGGCCGAUGCCCAGAAGAUCAAUACCCAAAUGAGAAUCAAGACCAGUGUAUCCCCAAAAAUUUCCAUUUCCUUUCCUAUCAUGAGAUUUUGGGAUCUGUUUUGGCUUAUCUUGCUCUUUUCCUUUCUCUGAUCACAUCUCUGGUGUUGGCAACCUUCUUUAAAUACCGGGACACACCAAUUGUCAAAGCCAACAACCGAAAUCUCACCUACGUCCUCCUCAUCUCCCUCCUGCUCUCCUUCCUCAGCUCCUUCCUGUUCAUCGGCCGGCCUAGGAAGCUCACCUGUCUUCUCCGACAAACUGCUUUUGGCAUCAUCUUCUGUAUUGCUGUUUCUUCUGUGUUGGCAAAAACUGUCACGGUGGUUUUGGCCUUUAUGGCAACCAAGCCAGGAAACAUGGCAAGAAAAUUAUUGGGGAGACAAUGGGCACAUUCCAUUGUCCUGGCCUGUCCCCUUAUUCAAGCUGUUAUUUGUGCUUUCUGGCUGGUAGCCUCUCCCCCAUUCCCAAACUUGGACUUCUAUUCCCUGUCUGGAGAGAUUAUAGUGGAAUGUAAUGAAGGCUCAGCCACCAUGUUUUAUGCUGCUUUGGGUUACAUGGGUUUCCUGGCCCUCAUCAGCUUCAUGGUGGCUUUCCUCGCUAGGAAACUGCCCGACAGCUUUAAUGAAGCCAAGUUCAUCACCUUCAGCAUGCUGGUCUUCUGCAGCGUCUGGGUCUCCUUUGUGCCCACCUAUUUGAGUAGCAAAGGGAAGUCCAUGGAGGCCAUGGAGGUCUUCUGCAUCUUGGCCUCCAGUGCUGGUCUCCUGGGCUGCAUCUUCCUCCCCAAAUGUUAUAUCAUUGUCCUGAGGCCCAGUCUCAACAGCAGAGAUCAUCUGAUAAGGAGAAAGCAUCAGGGAACUUAAUACUGCAGCAUUCUCUUCAAUUUGUCUAGUUUUUGGUUCUGAAUAAGUAGUGUCUGACCCGCAAGGUUGUACUAUACUGUGCUUACUUUUUAACCAAAUUAUGCACCCAACAUGAUGCUCUUGGACUGUUUCAACUUUUUUUUAAUGUAUUGUGAGCGCCCCCUUGGGGACAUUUAUGCUGAAAGGCAUUAGCAACACAGACAAAGAUAUAUGAGUAAAAUAAAAUUAAAAUGUUUGUUAGCCUUAAAGUUGAAAAACAAGUCUGUUCUUCCUCUCACCAUACCCCACCAUACAAAAAGAGAUUUUGAGAGUAGAGGAUUAAAUCAUGCAAAAUGCAACGUUGGCAAUAGAUAUCAGCACAGUUGUUUUAACUGUUUUUUACUCUGCUUUAUAUUUGUGUUUUAAAUUGUGUACACCACCUAGAUACACAUAUAAAUAUAUGUAUCUAUGCAUACACACACACACAUACAUGAUAAAUCAAUAAUAAAUAAUGAAUAAAUUGUG
Hemicordylus capensis (graceful crag lizard) is the source of this 3079-nucleotide messenger RNA. RefSeq names its product vomeronasal type-2 receptor 26-like. The coding region runs from base 1202 to 2575 and encodes 457 amino acids. The record is from RefSeq and is a predicted model, not a curated record. Gene Ontology annotation, biological process: G protein-coupled receptor signaling pathway. Gene Ontology annotation, cellular component: membrane. Gene Ontology annotation, molecular function: G protein-coupled receptor activity. NCBI's taxonomy places the organism in Eukaryota, Metazoa, Chordata, Lepidosauria, Squamata, Cordylidae. The transcript is spliced from 7 exons.